Messenger RNA from Pseudomyrmex gracilis, 2611 nucleotides. Its product is annotated as glomulin. Gene Ontology annotation, molecular function: ubiquitin-protein transferase inhibitor activity. The transcript has a single exon. Gene Ontology annotation, cellular component: cytoplasm. NCBI's taxonomy places the organism in Eukaryota, Metazoa, Arthropoda, Insecta, Hymenoptera, Formicidae. The record is from RefSeq and is a predicted model, not a curated record. Bases 589 to 2343 code for a protein of 584 amino acids.
AAAAAUUAAUAAUAAAUUUGUUCGUAAUAAUGUAUAGUACCUACAUUUUUCAUUCGUGCACUUUUGCCUUUUCCCCACUCUGCAUUUCAUCUCCCCUUCUUGGAAAAAAAAUUGUUAAAAAUUGAUAUCUACAUACUCGUCGAUUAGUCUCGAUGAGAUAAAAACAAAUUCUGUCUGGAAUUGUGUAUUUAUGUUUAAAAUGGUAGUACGUGUGUGAAACUCUUCGAACAGCGAAAAAUGUUUUACAUGAUCGUUGCACGAGUUUCGCAUAACCUCUCUGGGAAACGGAGUCGGAUUUUGCCCUGGCUGAAGUUACAUAAACCGGAGAAAAAAGUGUGUCAAAAAGUUCUAAAUACAAGAUUGAAAAGGCGUGAUAGAACUUCAAUAAAACAGCAACGUUUUUAGUUUAAAGAAAAGAGAAGAACUACAUUUUUUUAUUUGUACUUUUGCUUAAUAAAUCUUGGAAAGUAGCUAACAUUUCGCACGAAAAAAGCAAUAUCAAUAUAUAUAAAAAACAAUAUAAAAAAAUAUUUACACAAAUACUUUUCUUCUGCUCAUCGUGUCGCUUGUAAGAACUUAAUCAAGAAAAUGUCGCAAACAUUUGUUAAACGUUUCACCGAUCUUCUGAGAGAUCGCAAGCUUGAAGAAGUUCUCAGACUGUUUAUAACCGAAGAUCCUAAAAUAAUUGACAAUUCAAUGAGCGAAAUUGUGUCUGUUGCUACUAGCUAUCUUACUGAGUCCAACGCACAAUAUGAGCAAGAAUUAUUUGAAUGCUGUAAGACUGUAUUAGUUAUUAUAGCAGAAAAGUAUAAUCCCAUGGAGACUAUAUUGGAGUUUUUGGGAUACAUAGAGUUUUCAAACAAUGAUACUAAAUUCUGUGCUAUUUUAGAACCAUUAAGAAUAUGUAUGAUAAAAAUGAAUGAGAAGAGCAAAACUAUUGAAUGGUGCUUUAGUACUAUCAAGUCUUAUAUUGAAGAGCUACCUAUGCCAAAUAGUACCACUGAUGAAGAUGCAGUUAGUGACAGAAUUAUGAAAGUAUAUAAACACAUCAUAUGGUUCUUGGAACCAAUAAUACAAGAAGCAGUAAAGAUUAAUUGUACACUUGAAGAAGGAUCUCUACUUGGGGACUAUCUUUUGAGCUUUCUUAUUUCUCUACAUGGAAAACCUUUUUGUUAUAUCAACAGAAAAAGUACACAAAAGGAAACAUACAAGAAAUUGGUGGAAGAAAUGAUAACAUCAACAUUUUGUCUCACUGAAGAUAUAUUAUAUUUCUUAGAUAUUGUUAGUAAGCGUAAAAAAACUAUCCAAAGACAAGUACAGGAUAUUUCACACAUAGAGAGCUAUAAGCGCAGUAUACUCUUCCAACAACAGGAUAAUAUAUCGAAUCUGGCUUAUGCUAAUUUUUAUUUUCAUGUAAUUACCAAGAAGAACCUUUGGCGGAAUGUACCGCAAGUUUAUAAUCCUUAUUAUAUCCUUGAGAUAUGCAUGCAUUUUUUCAAAAUAUUACUUUGCAAAGAAGAAGAGAUUUUAAUCUCCAAUGGACUAACUUUUAUGGAAAGUGUUUUAAAACGUAUCCUACCUCGUUCUGUUGAUACGGACAUAUUGGAACUACCAAUAUAUUUAGACUUGUUUAAGCCACUUAUUAACAUAAUGGUUUAUUGCAACAAUGAAGUUGAACGAAAGAAAGCACUGCAUAUUUUUCAAGAAUAUAUCGAGAUAUUUAACAUGAGAGCUAGAUAUUCUGUUCUCUCUUAUUUAUACAAAAUUAGUGAAAUUAGUUCUGGUUUAAUGAGCUUAAUCACCAAUAUAUUCAAAUCUUCAAUCAUUGAGUGUCUCAACUCAACUCCGCAGAAUCCUCAGUUUUUGGGAAAAAAUUUGGAACUAAUGUUGAAAAAAGCUUGUAACUUGCCACAUGGAAGUACUACGGAUUUAGUAGAAAUAUCAGAUGAAGUAAUUACCACGCUGAAUCUAUUGCGAUUCUUGUAUAUCAAAGACAAACAUAAUGAGACUGGUAUUUGGUGUAUUACAAAUGAACUGAAAGAUAAUUAUUUGAAGCCAAUGAGAGAGGGAAUAGAUUUAUGUAAAACACAUUGGAGAGUGAAGAUGAGAGACUUGGAACAACAGAAAAAAAAUUACACCAAGAUACAUGAUUACAAUAUGAUAAAGAAAGUUGAUGCAGAAGUCACACUAACUAUUGGUGGUCAACAGUUGCCGGUCAUGCCAUUGCCUGAAAAAAUUUCUUUUUGUCAUCGAGCAAUAAAUGGUUUAGAUGUAAUGGAAAGCAUUCUAAUUAGAGUUAAUGAAUGUAUAGAAACUGGCAAAAAUUAUCAACAGGAAUUUUAAGAAAUAUGUGAUACUCGCAAAAUAUUGUACAUGUAAAAGCAAAAGCAAUCAUUAUAUUGUAAAAACUCUUGCUCAAUUUCUACGAUCAAUUAUUAAUUAAUUAUUCAUUGCUUAAUAAAAGUUUGUUUUUCUACCAUAUUUAUUUUCUGCUUUCAUUUAGUAUUUCUUCUGUCUGUUGUGUAAGAGAAUGUCAUGUUAUAAUUUUAAUUUUUUAUAAAUUAUGUAUGUAUACACAUAUGUAUAAUUUUGUAAAAGUAGAUAUUAUGUA